Messenger RNA from Solanum stenotomum, 675 nucleotides. RefSeq lists its product as uncharacterized. The record is from RefSeq and is a predicted model, not a curated record. The transcript has a single exon. Bases 1 to 675 code for a protein of 224 amino acids. NCBI's taxonomy places the organism in Eukaryota, Viridiplantae, Streptophyta, Magnoliopsida, Solanales, Solanaceae.
AUGGCCGCCGUGGCUGGGGGCCAUCACCCUCCUGAGGAUGGCAUACUGGUAGCCAAAGUACCUACGUAUGCUGACUCUUUGAGACAUUAUAAAGCUAAUAGUAAGGCUUUACCCCUUAAACCAAUUUCCUUUUUGCAUGGUGAACCACAAGUAAUAUGGGAACAGGACGAAGUGAAUAAGAUGAUCAUAAACGAGAAUCUUGAGUAUGCAGUAAUUGGUAAGUUUUCGUAUGCAUGGCCUGAUAUACAAGACCUGCGUAGAUUGAUCCCUAAGCAGUGUGAACUUAAAGGGGAUUGCAAUAUUUGUCUAUUAAGCAAUAGACAUGUUUUAAUCAGGAGUACUCUCUUGGAGGAUUACGUACACCUGUUAUCGAAACCGGCUUUCUACAUCAAUCAGCAAAAUGGUUCAUAUCCAAUGCAAACUCUCAAGUGGGAUCCAAUGUUCAAUCCGGAGGAGGAAACAACGACUGCUAUUGCGUGGAUCUCUUUUCCCUCGCUUCUCCCAAAUUUUUUUGGAAAUGAAACAAUUUUCUCCCUAGUUGCAGCAGUAGGGAAGCCAUUAAAGGUAGAUAUGGCUACAAGAAAUCAAACCAGGCCUAGUCGUGCGAGAGUGAAAGUGGAGGUAGAUCUAAUGAAAGAAUUUUCGAAACGCAUUAAGAUUGGGAUGCGAAAAUAG